Molecule: messenger RNA, 821 nt
Organism: Spinacia oleracea (spinach)
Lineage: Eukaryota; Viridiplantae; Streptophyta; Magnoliopsida; Caryophyllales; Amaranthaceae
Product: multifunctional methyltransferase subunit TRM112 homolog A
Exons: 2
Coding region: 232-600 (122 amino acids)
Biological process (GO): tRNA methylation; peptidyl-glutamine methylation; rRNA (guanine-N7)-methylation
Molecular function (GO): protein heterodimerization activity
Source: RefSeq, a predicted model, not a curated record
AAUGUAAUUUCUCUCUCCUCAGACUCCAAGUCGCAGCCUCUUCCUCCCGCCUCUACCUUCUCUUAAAACCCUCCAACAAAACCAUCAUCUUCCAUUCUUCCAGUUGUAUCACCACCUCUAAUCGUCGGCGCCUCUACCAACCACCUCUCCUUCUCUGCCGCUGCGAUUCUCGGUGUUGACGACAGUAAGAAUUACAACUUUGCUGCUGGCAUAUAUUUCCAAGAAUUUGAGAUGAGGCUAUUAACCCACAACAUGCUAUCUUCAAACAUAAAGGGGGUAACAAACGGGUUUCCUUUAAAAAUAGAAGCAGAGAAGGUGGUGGAGAAAGAGGUCGACAUGAAUACGGACUUCCUUAAGAACAUCUUCUCCAAAAUCGAGUGGAAGCCUUUCGUUGAAGCUGCCAAGACCUUGGGAUUCUCUGAACUUCCUGAAGAUGCUGACUCUUCUCUACUUGACUCCCAUGAGUUCCUCACCAAGUUCCACCAUGCACUCCUUGAGAUUCACCUCGAAGAAGGUGCGCUUGUUUGCCCGGAAACUGAACGCAAGUUUCCUGUCAGUAAAGGUAUCCCUAACAUGCUUCUUCAUGAGGAUGAAGUCUGAUUAUUUAGAAUCUUGAUUGACUUGUUUGUUAGUCCUUUUCUGUAUUCUCUCCCCCCCUCCCCCAGAAAGAUGGUUUGUAGACGAGAAUGAUAAGCUUCAAACUUGUUCUGCUGAGCUUGUUCUGUUGUGUUAUUCGGUGAAUUGUCACAAUGAAGAUGUAGACUUUACUGGCAACUUAUGCAAGUUUUUUGGUCUAUUUACUAUUGUGGAGUUUAUGCACA